Guyanagaster necrorhizus is the source of this 834-nucleotide messenger RNA. RefSeq names its product kinase-like protein. The annotation marks the transcript as partial. Gene Ontology annotation, biological process: protein phosphorylation. Gene Ontology annotation, molecular function: ATP binding; protein kinase activity. The record is from RefSeq and is a predicted model, not a curated record. Lineage: Eukaryota; Fungi; Basidiomycota; Agaricomycetes; Agaricales; Physalacriaceae. The transcript has 6 exons.
UCUGCAGCACCCAUAUUUCAAUGGAUUCGGGGAGAGCUAAUCGGGAAAGGCAGUUACGGUUGCGUGUACUUGGGAUGCAAUGCCAAUACUGGAGAAAUAAUGGCUGUGAAGCAAGUCGAGUUGCCCAAGAAGCAGUUUCAGCAAACCAGCCAACAGAUGGAAGUGGCCAAUGCCCUCAAGUUUGAGAGCGAAACUCUCAAAUACUUGGAUCAUCCUCGCAUAGUCCGAUAUCUGGGUUACGAAGAGAGUCCCGAGUCUUUGAACAUUUUCUUGGAAUAUGUCCCUGGAGGAACAAUUGAAAGCUGUCUUUCUCAACAUGGCAGGUUUAGUGAAGGUUUAACAAAGUCAUUCACCAGCCAGAUUUUGGAAGGUUUGGAGUAUCUCCACUAUAGAGGAAUUAUACAUCGAGAUCUUAAAGCAGCCAAUAUUCUCGUUGAUCAUUCCGGCAUCUGUAAGAUCUCUGACUUCGGUAUAUCCAAGCGUGUCGACGAAUUGGAAGCGCGCGCAAAUACGGGUUUGAAGGGCACUGUAUUCUGGAUGGCUCCAGAAGUUGUUUCUCCAAACCUUGGUGGAUAUGACGCGAAGAUUGAUAUCUGGAGUGUUGGAUGUAUUGUGCUGGAAAUGUGGUCUGGUAAAAGGCCUUGGGCCGGCGAAGAGUGUUUCGUACUCCAUAAAGAUAAACUCCCGCCUCCCCUUCCAAAGGAUCUGCAUCUAUCAGAGCUGGCGAUGGACUUCAGGAGUGGCUGUUUUGCUAUUGACCCAGCUAAGCGUCCUACAGCUGCAGAACUUCGAAAGCAUCGCUAUCUGACUCCAGCGUUGGGCUGGUCGUUUAAU